This is a messenger RNA of Pelmatolapia mariae (spotted tilapia), 1101 nucleotides long. RefSeq names its product phosphate cytidylyltransferase 1B, choline b (gene pcyt1bb). The coding region runs from base 1 to 1101 and encodes 366 amino acids. Gene Ontology annotation, biological process: CDP-choline pathway. Lineage: Eukaryota; Metazoa; Chordata; Actinopteri; Cichliformes; Cichlidae. The record is from RefSeq and is a predicted model, not a curated record. Gene Ontology annotation, molecular function: phosphatidylcholine binding; choline-phosphate cytidylyltransferase activity. The transcript is spliced from 8 exons.
AUGGCUCGCAGGAGACGAGGCCGUGGCGGCAAUGGACAGCACCAUCAACAGGCCGCGCACAAUCAAAGAGGAGGCCCUCGCAGGACUCCACGGGAGCCAGCAGAUUUUGCCAAGUCUACAGGUUUUGAAUCUGAUAUCUCACAUGACAAGCUCACCAUUGCUCAAGCACGGAGGGGGACACCAGCUAACCGCCCCGUGAGAGUCUACGCUGAUGGAAUCUUUGAUCUUUUCCAUUCGGGACAUGCUCGAGCUCUGAUGCAGGCAAAGAAUGUGUUCCCAAACACUCACCUUAUAGUAGGAGUGUGCAGCGAUGAACUCACUCACAAGUUUAAGGGCUAUACUGUGAUGACAGAGGACGAACGCUACGAAGCCCUCAGGCACUGCCGUUACGUUGACGAGGUAGUGCGGGAUGCUCCCUGGAGUCUUACACCAGAAUUCCUCAAGAAACAUAAGAUCGACUUUGUGGCCCAUGAUGAUAUACCUUACACCUCCGCUGGAUCAGAGGACGUCUACAAACACAUCAAGGAAGCAGGAAUGUUUGUGGCCACUCAGAGGACGGAGGGCAUCUCCACAUCCGAUCUGAUCACUCGUAUCGUUCGUAAUUACGACAUGUAUGUCAGACGCAACCUGCAAAGAGGCUACACAGCCCGUGAACUAAAUGUCGGCUUCAUUAAUGAGAAAAAGUACCGGCUCCAGAACCAGGUGGACAAGAUGAAAGAGACAGUCCGUACGGUGGAGGAAAAGUCGAAACAUUUUGUCUACAGGGUGGAAGAGAAGAGCCAGGACCUCAUCCACAAAUGGGAAGAGAAGUCACGAGAAUUCAUUGGCAACUUUCUGGAGCUUUUCGGACCAGAUGGAGCAUGGCAUGCAAUUCAGGAGAGAAGUGGCCGUAUGCUCCAGGCCCUGUCACCCUACUCUUCACCUCGUGGCUCGCCAAGCAGCAGUCCCACCAGAAGACGCUCAGUUUCUUCUGACUCCACCCCCUCUUCUGCAACUGCCUCCCCACCUUCCUCUCCAUCUUCCCACUCUUCAACCAAAAAGGGGAGACGUUCACGCUCGUCGCCGAAAGUUGCCUCUACAAACAGCAAGCAUGCACAAUGA